AUGCCCCCAACCAAACGUAUCCUCACGACCGCCGCCCCGCGCACCACCGCAUCACAAACCCCGAAAUGGCACUCCGCAUUAACGAUCGACCUCAUCCUCAGCGUCCUACGUCGCACAAUCCUGCACCCCUGGCCGGCCUGGAUUCUGGUGCUCAGCCUGCGCGCCCAGGUUACACCAGUCACUGAUCUGGCGUUUAUUAUUGCGACGGGGUAUGCGGUUUUGUUGACGCUGGUUGCGAUCGCGGGGGUGGUGAAUGCGCGGGUUGCGUAUGGGUUGCCGAGGACGGUGGAGUUGGGUGAGGAGGUGGUUGUUAUUACUGGGGGGGCGAGUGGGUUGGGGUUGUUGAUUGCGGAGAUUUAUGCGAUGAGGGGUGUUGGGGUUGCGGUUUUGGAUUUGAAGGAUGAGAGGGAGGUCGAGCUUGGAGAGGGCGUGGAGUAUUAUACUUGUGAUGUUGGGAAGAGGGAGGCAUUGGAGGGUGUGCUUGUGAGGAUUGAGAAGGAGUUAGGCACCCCUACAGUUCUUAUUAACUGUGCUGCGGCGCGCAUCAACGGUCAGCCGCUUUUAUCGCUCUCCGCCGAGGCAUUCCAGAAAACCAUCCAGACCAACUUGUUCGCGGUGUUCCAUACCUGCCAGACAUUCCUGCCUCGCAUGCUGGCUGCUCCGAAUGGCGGUACGAUCGUGAAUGUCAGUUCGGUCUUGGGCCAGUUGUGUCCGGCGGGUCUGGCGGAUUACUCGACCAGCAAGGCCGGCCUGAGUGCGCUCCAUCGGACGUUAGAGGCGGAGCUUCGUGUGUCGGGAGAUGAUGAGAAGGUGAAAAUGAUCUUGGUUGAACCGGGACAGGUGGCGACACCAUUGUUUGCAUCGGUCAAGACACCAAACAAGUUCAUCGCCCCCGUUCUCGAACCGGUGCAUGUUGCUCGGGAAAUCGUUUCUGCGAUAGAGGAAGGAAGAGGGGGUGUCAUCCGACUGCCCGCGUACGCCACGAUGGUGAACUGGUAUGCGGUGUUGCCUGCAGGCCUACAGCGUCUUGCCCGGUUCUUGAGCGGAGUCGACCAUGCUGUAGCGCAAACGACACCCCAGAAAUCGCAUGAUGGACCGAAAGCAGCGAAAACAGAAUGA
Aspergillus bombycis is the source of this 1119-nucleotide messenger RNA. RefSeq names its product short-chain dehydrogenase/reductase family protein. The coding region runs from base 1 to 1119 and encodes 372 amino acids. Gene Ontology annotation, molecular function: oxidoreductase activity, acting on the CH-OH group of donors, NAD or NADP as acceptor. The transcript is spliced from 2 exons. NCBI's taxonomy places the organism in Eukaryota, Fungi, Ascomycota, Eurotiomycetes, Eurotiales, Aspergillaceae. The record is from RefSeq and is a predicted model, not a curated record.